Molecule: messenger RNA, 1880 nt
Organism: Saprolegnia diclina VS20
Lineage: Eukaryota; Oomycota; Saprolegniomycetes; Saprolegniales; Saprolegniaceae
Exons: 1
Coding region: 33-1739 (568 amino acids)
Molecular function (GO): FAD binding
Source: RefSeq, a predicted model, not a curated record
CACCUCCAGCACACGCUUGUACUCCCUUCUUUAUGACCAUGCCAUCGGCUGCUAUUCCAUCUCGCGUCGACGCCCUCAUCGUUGGCGCCGGUCCUACUGGUCUGACGCUCGCCGCCGAGCUGGUGCGCCACGGUGUCGCCAACGUUGCAAUCGUCGAUCGUGCACCGGCGCCCGUGAUCCAGACAAAGGCCUCGGUGCUCUGGCCGCGGUCGCUCGAGCUGCUCGAGGUGUACGACGGCGUCGUCGACGCUCUGCACGAGCGAUGCCUCCGCGCCCGCCGGGCGACGUUUCGUGACCGAGGCGGUGUCAUCAACUCGGUGCCGCUAGGCGCGCACUUGGACUCGAAGUACACGUAUGGUCUCCUCACGGAGCAGUGGUACGCCGAGCAGUGCCUUGCCUCGUUCGUUGAAAAGCACGUUGCGAUCCAGCGGUCGACGACGCUCCAGAGCUACACCCGCACGCCAACUGCCGUCCACGCGACAGUGACCACCGCCGACGGCACCGACGUCGUCGUUGAAGCCAAGUACCUCAUCGGCGCCGAUGGCGCCCGAUCCAGCGUGCGCAAGCUCAUGCAUUGCGGCUUUGAGGGCGUUGUGAUGCCGGGGCAAUUUCUCUCGGUGCAUUUUCGCCCCACCGCACCGAUCGACGCCUUGGCCGACCUCGAUGGGCUGACGUUCUUUCUGUUUGAAAACGGCGCGAGCUUUGCGACGCCGAUGCCCAACGGCACGUUUCUCGUGGCCAUCGACAUGGACGACGCUGAGGGUGCAUCGUAUCGAUCGGACUCUGAGAGUGAUCGCCACGGCCUGCCGAUGCUGCGCGAGCUGACGCACUCGGAGCUCGAGGCGGUCGUGAGCGCGCACAUGGGCCCCGUCUCGUUUGAGUCGGUGCUCUGGGCGUCACACUUUCGCAUCAACGAGCGCCUCGCGGCAGCGUACGACGACGGCGGUCGCGUCUUUCUGGCUGGUGACGCAUGCCACUGCCACUCGCCGCUGUACGGCCAAGGCAUGAACACGGGAAUUCAAGACGCGGUCAACCUCGGUUGGAAGCUCAGUUUUGUUUUGCGAGGAUUCUCCAGCGACAGUCUCUUGCGCACGUAUGGAGAAGAGCGCCGGCUUGUCGGGGACGCCCUCGUCGCCAUGACGACGCGCGGCCAAAGCCUCGCCAGCAGCCGCAACACGUGGUUCCAUGCGCUGCGAAAGUUCGUGCUGCAGGUGAUGGCCGCCACCCCUCUCUUUGCGUCCAAAGCCGCAGCGUUUCUCGGUGAGACGGCGAUUGCGUACCGCGGAAGUGUCCUCUCGGUCGAGCACUGGGACAAGCCAUCGCUCGUGUCACACGCCUCGAAGUACCUGCGCCAAAUCUUUCGACACAUGCUUGGCGCGCGCGUCCAGGCGGGCGAUCGCUGCCCGUGGCACGUUCUGCCGUCUGCGACCUGUCCACGCGACACCACGCAGUGCCUUGCGCUGCUCUUUGAAGGAUGUGAAGACGCCACGGUGGCGCCAAUGACGACGGCGCAGCUCUCGGCGCUCGGCGAGCAGAUCGUACGCGCAACCAACGGCGUCGUCGGUACAUGUAUUGUCGUACCGGCGUCCAACACGGUCGCCAACGCGCGCUUUGGCGUCGGUGGCCAAUGCGUCUUCCUGCUCCGCCCCGAUGGGUACGUGGGACUCCGCUGCGAACCAGUGAGUGUCGAAUGCAUCGUUGACUACCUCGGUGCUCGACUUGGUGUUCUCAAGCUUUAAGACGCGGCGAAAUUUGAGCCUGUGGCGUCCGAAUGGGUUCUGUACGCGGCCGCCAGUGCUGUUGCGGGCGGCGCACUGGUGCAGUGCCUAGUCCAAGUCAUUGCUUAAUGCAUUUGCUCAAUACAUUUGAUGACUAUAUAA